Molecule: messenger RNA, 1032 nt
Organism: Talaromyces amestolkiae
Lineage: Eukaryota; Fungi; Ascomycota; Eurotiomycetes; Eurotiales; Trichocomaceae
Exons: 1
Coding region: 1-1032 (343 amino acids)
Source: RefSeq, a predicted model, not a curated record
AUGAGUAACGGAGUGACACCAAAGACCAAAUUCCCCAUUGUCCUCGGCUCUGGACUGUAUGGAAGUUAUGAUCGAUUUGAAGGAGCUCGCGUGAAGACGGUCGAAGACGCAAAGGCACUGUUUGAUAUUUUCCAGGCACAUGGUCAUACUGACAUUGAUACUUCACGAAUUUACUCUGCUGGAUCAUCUGAGGAGUAUUUGGCGGCAGCGGACUGGAAAGGACGAGGGCUCAACGUUCGCGACAAACUCUACCCGACUAAGGGAAAGCCACUGGGUCAUCUCGGACCAGCAUACAGCCUUGAACCUGCGGAUGUGCGCAAAGGGUUGAUGGACUGCCUUGAAGCUUUGAAAACAGACACACUCGAUCUUUUCAUUCUUUACGCCCCCGAUCGUAAGACACCUUUGGAAGAUACGUUGCGUGAGGUGAACAAACUGCAUCAGGAGGGAUAUUUCAGUCGGUUGGGGAUUGCCAACUACAUGUCCUGGGAAGUGGCAAAAAUUUGUGAGCUCUGUGACCGAAAUGGAUGGAUAAAGCCCGUCAUCUAUCAGAGUCUUUACAACGUUCUUUCUCGCGCAAUCGAGCCUGAAUUGAUCCCAUGUCUGCGUGCGUACGGAUUGGCUUUGCACACUGGACAACCUCUCGCUGGCGGUUUUCUCACUUCGCGAUACACUCGCGAUUUUCCUCUUACCGAGCACGAGGCCGGUUCCCGAUUCGAUCCAAAAUGCUUCCAUGGGAAGCAUCACAGAUUCCGCUACUGGAAUGAUACCAACUUUGACGCUUUGGACAUGAUCCGCGAGGUGGCCAAGAAACAUGAUCUUACUGAAGUUCAGUGUGCUAUGCGCUGGUUGACUCAUCACAGUAUGCUGAACAAAGAUUGUGGCGACGCAAUCAUCAUUUGUGGUGUAACUCCGCAACAGUUGAAGGAGGAUUUGGCGGCUUUGGAAGAAGGGCCUUUGCCGGAAGAGGUGGUUCAGGUAUUGAAUGCUGCGUAUCUCAAGGUUCGUGGUCUUGUAGGACCUUACAACCAUUAA